UUAACAUAGAACAUACCUUUAAAAUGGCGGAUGAUAUUGUGUUCAUUCACCGUUUCUGAAGUUUUUUUUCAAAGUUGCUCAUCUUACAAGUAACUUAAUAUCCCGUGUAAUAAAUUAAUAUAAGUGGUUCAUUACCGAGUGAAUAUUAAUGUGUCUCCUAGCUGAACCAAUAUGAGUGACGACACCGAUGAUGAUGUCCCUCUGGGACAGGCUAGUUCGCGACGGAAAAUUAAAAAACGAAUUCUAAGUAGUGAUUCCUCGUCAAGCAGUACUAAUAAUAGUAGCCCCAUAUUGAGGACUAGAAAAAAUGCAAAUUACAGGGUUGUUUCAGAUGACUCUGAUAGCGAUAGCAGUGACAGCUUCAGUAGAUACUCGAGAAAAAGGAAGAAAGUUGCGCUGAUAACAAGCGAUUCAGGAGACGAUUCAGACAGCUCUGAUUCGAUAAUCAUAAGAAAAGCGAAAAGAGUAGCUAACAUAAUAGAAAGCGACGCUGACGACGAUCCAGACUCGAAAUGCACGUCCAGCCAAUGGGAAACCGAAGAAUCGGACACGGAAGAGAAAGAGACGACAAAGAUUAAACAGACGGUCGAGAAAGACUCGACCACCGAGUACGACAGCGGCGGACAGCAGUCGGAGGAAUGCCCGAUCUGUCUGGUGCCGAUCAGAAGACAGGAGCUGGGCACUCCCGAAUCCUGCGACCAUCUAUUCUGCCUGGCCUGCAUCUUGGAGUGGUCGAAGAACGUCAACACGUGCCCGAUCGACCGUCAAGAGUACCGUCUCGUGUUCGUCAAAGACGGAUCGUCGGGCCGCAUCGUCCGGCGUAUACCGAUAGAGAAGCCGGCCCCGCCCCAGGAGCCGCCCGACGAUCCGAUAUGCUGCGAGAUAUGCGGCUCCGGCGACAGGGAGGACAGGCUGCUGCUGUGCGACGGCUGCGACCUGGGCUUCCACCUCGAGUGCCUCACGCCCGCCCUGAGCGAGGUGCCCCUCGACUCGUGGUACUGCAACGUGUGCAGGUCGGAUAACGGUUUCGAGGGCGACUAUUCGCCGAUGAGGUUCGUGAUGCCGGACGAGGGUUUCAUGAGGAUUUUACGCGUUAACAUGGGUCCUAGAAGAACGGAUACUAGAUUGAUACCGCGCACGAGCCAGACGGAACGGGUGAUAUCACGCAUCCUGAACCACAGAUCGACCACGGAUCAGGCGACCGAACAGGUUGUCGGUCAUCGGUUGGAAGGUCCUAGCGGCUCUUCGAGCACGACUGGUAGGGAACAGACCGCGUACCGGCGUACCGUCAGACGGAAAAAGAACACGAAAAAGAGGAAAAGAAAGACCGCGAGAAAAUACAGGACGGUCUACGAGGUGGACGAGCAGACCGGCGACGUGAUAUCGAAGAAGAAACAGGUCAGGGUUAGGAAGGGAAGGAGGAGGACCGGAAGGAACCAAACCAGGACGCCGAAAACGGUGAAGAAGAGGUUGGCCCAGCAGCUGGGUAUAUGCAGCGCGCAAUUACCCAAUCAGAGUUUGCCGGACGUGAGGAUACCGAGCGGUAAUGACGGUCUGAACAACCAGCGAUACCAAGCGGGGAUACCAACGCUUCAUUUGUUCGGGCAAAGGGAUGAAUUAGAUUAUUUCUCCGCCUCUGAGGAGGAUAUUGCUGGUCCCGGGUAUCUGGUGCGCAGACGCGCCAACCACAGCGACGUUGCCAUGUUCAGGAGGGCGGCGCGUAGAAAGGGCGUCUUGUUACCUCAAACGCCGGCCACUUCCGACGUCGCGGACCUCUUGGGCAGCAUCAUGAGCAGCCAGACUCAACUCUUCGCGAAAGACGCAAAAUUAUCGGUGGACGACUCGGGUAGGUUCAAGAUCGAGAAGAAGGGACACUCCAGACCGGAUCUUAAAAACUCCGACGGUUUGUCCAAGAAAACCCCGUACGGCGGCGGUAACAACAGGAACCAGCGGAGGAACAACCAAUCGUACUCGAACCCGCCGUACCCCGGAGGUUCUUACUACCCCUACGACAGCUACGGACCGUCCUCCACCAGCGAGAACUACAACAGGUCCUACCCCAACUCCCAAACGACCGAGAGGAACGCGGGUGGCGGUUACGACCCGGACGUGCCUCAGGACUACACGCAGAGCACCCUGUCGGGCUACGAUCGCGACCUGGACUCCGAGAACUCGCAGCGGAACGAGCGAGAAGAGGAUUCCGACAUCGACAUUUACAGCGACAUCGAGGAAUCGGUGAGCACGUCCAAGAUCGACGAGGAGAACGCCGCCAAACCGCUGAAUCUGGCGCCAGCGUCCCUGCCGACCAACGGCUCGGACCUGGAGAACAACGACAGCGAGAACGAGAUGGUCAUAGACACGGAGAAGGUCGCCACGCCGACCCAGGACGAAGAGGAGGAGGUCAAGGAGGAGACUGCGGUCACGUCUAGCGAGGAUACGGUGGUCAAGGCUCAACCGGAGUCGGAGACGCCGCAUUCGACGUCAGAACCCGUCCAGUCGUCCUUUCAAAGGGGUAGGGAAGAAGAAGAAGACGAAGACGAGGACGGUUGUCCGAAUUUCAACAUUUAUUCGACGGAAAGCAUCAAUUUGGCCAAGAACACGGAUAUUUCCUUGAAUCCGGACCAGAACAACCAGGUGGUCAGCUCCACCCCCCUUCCGGAACCUCCGAUACCGCCCCCGGAGCUCAUAGGCGCGUUCGGAGCCGACGACGUGUACGACCCCGAGAUAGUCUACGACCCGGAGGCCGCCUAUAACUCCGAGAAAGAGUCGGAACCGCCCGUCGAAGACGCCUACGAUCCGGAGCGGGCGUACAAUCCGGAUCCGGAGGACGAUAUCGAGCGGGAGUACGAUCCCGAACGCAACUACGACACGCCGGAGGACACGUGCGAACCGGAGACGUCCGAAGAACCCGACUGCGUCGACAUAGAGACCGCCAACGACGUCUUGGUCGAAGAGACCAAAGAGAUGGUCGAGGACCAAGAGGAGUUUGUCCAAGACCAAGAGGAGACCGUUGAACGUGAGCCGAUACGCAAUCCGUCUCCUCCGCCGGUCGAACAGUUCAAAUCCAAGAACGUGAACGCGCUGUACAGCGAUUCCGAGGACGAGGAAGUGGUCAAGAUAAGCCAGAACAGCUUCAUCGUCGGCGAUAUAAGUACGAUGACCGAAGACGUGAGCGAGGAGGAGCGUAGUUACACCCCCUGCCUCGACGAGAAGGCCUCCGAGAACAGGAGCAAGGGGCUGGACGAUCUGGGCACCGAGAUGAUCUCGGACGACGAGAAGAACGACUUCGACGAAUCCCACGAACAUAAGACGGCCUCGGAAGGCGACGCCUUGGAGAUAAACGCCAAAGAAUCCGAGAUGGACAUGGUCAAACCGGAGGACUACGAAGAAGGCGAGAUAAUCGAUAAGAACAAAGCCAGCAAAGAGAAACAAGAAGAAACCGUUAAAGAGAAAGAAACAGAAGACGCGGCGAAACAAGACAAACCGGACGUCGAUAAAAACAAAACUAAAAAGAAGGAAGAUAAGAAGAACGAAGCUAAACAAAAACAGGAAUCGUUCAAGAAACUGAGCAAGAGCAACAAGGAGAGAAACUACAGGGACAAGGAGAAGGGCGGAAACCGCGGCGACAAAGAAGACAAGAGUAGAAACAAGGAAAAUUCUAGGGAAAAACGGAAAAGGAAAGAGAUCGAGAGGUACGACGUCAGAGCUCUGAUAGCGGAGAAACCGCGGAGACUGAAGGAUAAAUUCGGGAGAGAUAUCAGAAAAUCGUCUUCCAAAUCCAGGAGCAGAAGUUACACCCCCAAAGUAUCGCCGGAUAGGCGCACGCCCCCCAAACGUCGACUGUCGGCCGAUUCCAGGGAGAGAAAGAGGAAAAAACGGAGCAGAUCGAGAAGGAGAUCGUCGGAGUCCAGGUCCAAAUCCAGACAGCGUCACAGAUCCCAAUCCAGGUCCAGGAGGAGACGCUCCAGGAGUCGCUCGAAGAGGAAGAAGAAGUCCAAGGACAGAUCGAAGAGGAGGAAACGCGAAAGGAGCACCAGCAGGACGUACACGCCCACCAGGAAACGGAGGAAGGAGUGGCAGGAGGGUUUCGGGAGGGAAAGGGGCUUUUCAGCCGAGGCCAGAUGGACCCCGUCCCUCAGCAGAUCUCCGGAGGUCGAUCAAGGUAGACACAUGUCCCCCAGUUGGACGCCUCCGAGAACCCUCGAAUCAACGGCUCCGGACCAUCGAGGUCUGACCGUCAUCCUUCAGAACGACCAGAAUAAGAAGAAGAAAGAUAAGAGAAAGAAGACCGGUAAGAAAGGUAGGGAGAUGGUGGAAAAACGUACGAAACGGAAGAAAAAAGAUCAUACUCCGCCGCCCUCCAAGGAGGUAUUCGCCUCCGGUGAUAACAUAUUAGUCAGCGUUAGUUUUAACAAGGAAAACGAGAGGAGAGAAAGGGACGUAUUCACAAAGAAGAAGAAAGAAGCGGAGGAGAAGGAAAAGAAGAAGAGGUCGUUGAGGAGAAAGAAGAAGAAUCAAGAGUUAUCCACGGUGAAACCGGUGGCGAUCAUAGAUCUGGAACGGUCGCCUUUCCGGGAACUGACGCCUUCCCCGAAAGACAUAAUAGUGCUGUCGGACGAGGAUCACGUGGAGAACAACGCGGCCGACGACGCCCAAGACGUCUGCGACUCCUCCCAACAAGUGGCUAGUCCGGAGAACGUCCCGGUGUACAUGACCGGUCCCAAAACGCCGCCCGAGCCCCAGGUCAAGUUCUCGCUGCCGUCCAAACAGCCGGCCCUGCGUCCCCUCAUCAACAACCCCCUGCACGACCCCGAGGACGAGAUAACCCACGAACAGGAACGGGAGGAAGAGGAGGAGGACGAAGACGGGGAGAUGCGCGAGCUGAGCGACACCCACAAGGGACCGAACACGCCGCCCGAGCCGCCCAACAGCCCGCCCAGCUCGCCGGACGCCUACGACCCCUUCGAACCCACCAAGUCGCGAUCCCCCUCCCCCGACCAGGGCAAGACGGCGCCCGCGGAAGACGGCGAGAAGAGGAACGAGCUGUCCGCGGAAAAGAUCGCGGUUAUACCUUCCCUGACGCCCCCCCUGGCCGACAUCCAACCGGCCGACUCCCAGAGCAGCCUGCUGAUAUCCAGGGAGUCGAGCAAGUCGCCCGAGCAGGUCAACAGGUCCGCGCAGCCGAUCAACAAGUCGCAGACGCUGCCGUUCGCGCCCGCCGCCAACCUGCUGACCUCCACGCCCGUGUCGACGAACGCCGGCGCCCAGAGGAUCAACAUACUGAGCUCGACGAUCCUGGGAAACGUCUCUUCCACCAUACCUCAAAGAGGGAUCGUACUGCCGAACGUCAAGCUCAGCCCGGUGAAGAACGCCGUCAAGCAGGCUGCGGGCAAGGGCGCGACCGCGAACGCCCAGUCGAACAAGUCGAACAAGACGAGCCAGAACGGCCAGAACGAGUCGAGCGAGGCGAUCAGUCUGGACUUCGACUCGCCCUACUCGCCCGGAUCGAGCGACUACGAGGAUCUGUUCGAGCCGCCGCCAGAGGUCGUGACCAAGAAGACGCUGAACAAGUCGGCGCCGGUCGCGCCCGCCAAGGACGCGACCAAGCCGAAGAACGCGUUCGAUUCGCUGUUCGACACGCCCGUCAACAAGCUGAAGAAGAUACACGUCAGCUUGGAUAAGUCCACCAAGGGGAAGAAGUCCAAAGGUACCAAAAUAGUGGGGGUAAAGCUCGACGAAGACCACCUGAAGAUACUGGACGAACUGCCAAACUCAGCGGUCGAGAUGCAGGUUAAGGAUAAGUUCUUGAAGAAACUCAAUCGACAGGAGAGGGUGGUUGAGGAGGUAAAACUGGUUCUUAAGCCGUAUUAUAAUAAGAAGAAGAUCGACAAGGAAGAAUACAAAGACAUAAUGAGAAGGGCUGUUCCUAAGAUAUGUCACAAUAAGUCGGGAGAAAUCAAUCCGACAAGGAUAAAGAACCUGAUAGAGGCUUACGUGAAGAAGAUUCGACAUUCGAAGAAGGUCACUUCAAGUAGUUCAUACAAUCCAUUAAAGGGAUAGGAUAAAUUAUCCUCGAAUUAAUUUUACAGAUUGUACAUAUGAUUUUUGAUGAGUAUUGAUAGAAUUUUAUCAGUGUAAUUAGAUUAUUUUUAAUUUAUGAUGUAAACUCAGUUUGUGAUAUCUUAGUGUUCUCAGGGUAAUACCUGUAUUAUUUUGAGCACACCAUCAUAUUGAGAUGAUACACAGAGUAUCGGACUUAUUUAUAUCUUGUAUUUAUCGUUUCGCGAAAAGUUCAUUGCUGUUCCAAUUUUCAAAGUGCUCCAAGUUCGGCGAGUGGCACAAUGCGUGCAAUUUUUUUUAUUUUUUUUUUCUGUUCGAUGGACCGUAUGAAUGUAAAACUGUCUCAAAAAUGUGUUGUCUUGACCGGGAAUCGAUAGGGAUGACAUAAAUAAAGAUAUGAAUUCAGUUCUA
Coccinella septempunctata (seven-spotted ladybird) is the source of this 6471-nucleotide messenger RNA. RefSeq lists its product as uncharacterized. Bases 172 to 6060 code for a protein of 1962 amino acids. The transcript has 7 exons. The record is from RefSeq and is a predicted model, not a curated record. Lineage: Eukaryota; Metazoa; Arthropoda; Insecta; Coleoptera; Coccinellidae.